Molecule: messenger RNA, 525 nt
Organism: Musca domestica (house fly)
Lineage: Eukaryota; Metazoa; Arthropoda; Insecta; Diptera; Muscidae
Product: histone H2A
Exons: 1
Coding region: 56-430 (124 amino acids)
Cellular component (GO): nucleosome
Molecular function (GO): DNA binding; protein heterodimerization activity; structural constituent of chromatin
Source: RefSeq, a predicted model, not a curated record
UCAUUUGUGUUUUUCAGUGCUUAAGUGAAGUGUUUAAAACUAAAAUAAAGUGAAAAUGUCUGGUCGUGGUAAAGGUGGCAAAGUUAAGGGAAAGGCAAAGUCCCGUUCCAAUCGUGCUGGUCUUCAAUUCCCCGUCGGUCGUAUCCAUCGUCUGUUGCGCAAAGGCAACUAUGCUGAGCGUGUUGGUGCCGGUGCUCCCGUCUAUUUAGCCGCUGUCAUGGAAUAUUUGGCUGCUGAAGUCUUGGAAUUGGCUGGCAAUGCUGCCCGUGACAACAAGAAGACUCGUAUCAUUCCCCGUCACUUGCAAUUGGCCAUCCGUAACGACGAAGAAUUGAACAAAUUGCUGUCUGGCGUUACCAUUGCCCAAGGUGGUGUAUUGCCAAACAUCCAAGCUGUUCUCUUGCCCAAGAAGACCGAAAAGAAAGCCUAAAUUACUAUCUCGAAAGAAGGUAUUAUGGAAUGAAGAAGAAGAAUACAGACCAUCGUAUAAAUUCCAUAGAAAAAUCAACCAAUCCGUCCUUUUCA